This is a messenger RNA of Aquila chrysaetos chrysaetos, 1362 nucleotides long. RefSeq names its product olfactory receptor 2A1/2A42-like. The transcript has 7 exons. Gene Ontology annotation, cellular component: membrane. Gene Ontology annotation, molecular function: olfactory receptor activity; G protein-coupled receptor activity; monoatomic anion transmembrane transporter activity. The record is from RefSeq and is a predicted model, not a curated record. Gene Ontology annotation, biological process: monoatomic anion transport; G protein-coupled receptor signaling pathway. Lineage: Eukaryota; Metazoa; Chordata; Aves; Accipitriformes; Accipitridae. The annotation marks the transcript as partial.
CAGCACAGCGUGCAGAAUGAAGCGACUGUCGCAGAAUUCAUCCUCCUGGGGUUCUGCAGCACCCCAGCCCUGCAGCGCUGCCUCUUUGGCCUUUUCUCUGCCCUCUACUCUGGCACUCUGAUGGGAAACGCACUUGUCUUUCUGCUUAUCUGCCUGGACUACUGCCUCCACAGCCCCAUGUACUUCUUCCUCUGCCACCUCUCCAUAGCGGACAUCUGCUACGCCUCCAACAAUGUCCCCCGUAUGCUAAGGAACCUCCUUGGACAAGGCAGAACCAUCUCCUUUGCUGGGUGUGGGGCACAGAUCCAUCUUUAUUUAAUCUUUGCACUUACAGAGUGCGUGCUGCUGGCCGUGAUGUCUCAUGUUCGCUACGUGGCAAUCUGCCGUCCCCUCCGCUAUGCCCUCAUCAUGAUCUGGAGGCUGUGCCUCACCCUUGCCACAGUUUCCUGGGCUUUGGCGUUCGUAUUUGGUACACUACAAGCCUCUCUGGCUUUACACCUGCCUUUCUGGGGCCCCUGCGAGGUUGACCACUUCUGCUAUGAAAUUCUUGCUGUCUUAAAGCUGGCCUGCACUGCCGCUACUGCCAAUAAAGUCCUGAUCUUUGCUGUUUGUGUGCGCUUCCUCCUCUUCCCUUUAGCCUUAAUCCUCAUUUCCUCCCUGGACACCCUGGCCACCGUUCUGCGCAUCCGCUCUGCGCCAGGAUGGCACAAAACCUUCUCCCACCUGUGGCUGAAGUUUGAGGAGGACGUGGAAGAUGGCGGCGAGCGCUGGAGCAAGCCCUACGUUGGCACGCUGUGCUUGCACAGCCUCUCCGAGCUGAGGAGCUGCAUCAGCAAGGGGACGGUGCUGCUGGACAUUUGUGCCAACAGCAUGGAAGAGAUUGCAGAUAUGGUCCUGGCCCAGCAAGAACAGUCCACGGAGUUUGACGAGCACAGGCGGGCGCAAGUUCGAGAAGUCCUUUUGAGGAAGCACCACCAUCAGAACGAGAAGACAAACAACCUUCUCCCCGUUGUCUGCUCGUUUGCUGAUGUGAGCAAGAGGCAGUCAGACCUGCACCUCCUCUACAAGCCAGCCCAAAAAAUCACCCCUUGUCCUUCUCCCACCGCUGCGGAAGCUAAAGAUGGGGUGAACCGUGAGAGCAGAACAGUGGAUUUAAGCAAGGCGGAGCUGAGCUUCCUGAAGAAAAUUCCCAACGGGGCUGAAGCAUCCAACGUGCUCGUAGGAGAGCUGGAUUUCCUUCACCAGCCCAUCGUGGCAUUUGUCCGCCUGAGCCCGGCUGUCCUCCUCUCGGGCAUGACGGAAGUUCCCAUCCCAACAAGAACUGGAGCCAAGUGUGUUUCGCCAUACGAGUAAAGCAAAGCA